GAUUCUUGUCAGAAUGGUUCAUCAAACCUGAUUUAAAUUGCGUUUGUAUAUUGUAGACUUAAGCGUACUUUAUUCAGUUAUAACAAAUGUUGUUUGUAGUAUAUCUAAUAAUUUCAAUUAAUUGGUGUGUAGCGGAAAAACAUAAUUUUCUUCUAAUAAUCGUUGAUGAUUUAAGAACAACUUUAGGAUGUUACGGCGAUCAAAAUGCUUAUACGCCACACAUAGACCGAUUAGCAAAAGGAGCUGCCAUUUUUUCGCAAGCAUUUGCUCAGCAAGCCUUGUGUGCACCAAGUAGAAACUCUUUUUUAACCAGUAGAAGACCGGAUACACUUAAACUUUAUGAUUUUUAUAGCUAUUGGCGGGAAGAUAGUGGCAAUUUUACAACAUUGCCUGAAUAUUUGAAAAAUCAUGGAUAUAUUACCAAAUCUAUAGGAAAAGUUUUCCAUCCAGGAAUCAGUUCAAACCACUCUGAUGACAGCCCUUACUCAUGGACAGAAGUACCUUUUCAUCCUUAUACAGAAAGAUAUAAGGAUGCACCAGUUUGUCAAACGUCUCAGAAAAUACCACCUGCACAAAAUCUUAUAUGCCCAGUUAAAGUUUCAUCAAUGCCAAAUAAGACUUUACCAGACAUAGAAAUUCUACAAGAAGCUAAACGUUUUAUACAAAAUUAUGCAAGCAGUCCUGCUCCUUUCUUUUUAGCAGUUGGAUUUCAGAAACCCCAUAUACCAUUCAAAUAUCCUAAAAGAUAUUUAAAAUAUCAUCCACUGCAUAAAUUUGAAGUACCAUAUCCGUAUAAAUGGCCAGAAAAUAUUAGUAGUAUUGCUUAUAAUCCCUGGAUAGAUUUAAGGAAAAGAAAGGACAUUGAAAGUUUAAAUCUCAAUUUUCCAUGGGAAAAGAUACCAGGAAGUUUUGGAAAAUUAAUUAUACAAUCUUAUUAUGCAGCUGUGACUUAUAUUGAUGACUUAAUUGGUAAAUUAAUAAAUCGUUUAGAAAUUCUAUCGCUUCGACGGAAUACUACCAUAAUACUAAUGUCUGAUCAUGGAUGGUCACUGGGCGAACGUGCAGUGUGGGCCAAAUAUAGCAAUUUCGAUGUUACUCUGAGAGUACCUUUAAUAAUAUCGAUUCCAAGCUUAAAAAAUAAUUCGCUAUUAAAAAAACAAUUAACUAUAGAUUCUAUGGUGGAAUUAGUUGAUAUUUUUCCAACCAUUGCAGAUUUAGCAAACAUUCCGAUCUCAAUUUGCCUUAAAGAAAAUGGCAAAAAAAACACUACACAAAUAGAAGAAAAAUGUUCGGAAGUCGUUUGCAGCGAAGGAGUUUCUCUUAUGCCGCUUAUAAGAGCCGCUACAACGCAAGAAUUGCUGCCAUGGAAAAAUGCAGUUUUUGGACAAUAUCCAAGACCAGGUAUUAAGCCUUCUAUGAAUCCAAACAGUGACGAACCUCGAUUGAAGGAAAUAAAAGCUAUGGGAUACACUUUGAGGACACGUAGAUAUCGUUACACAGCUUGGCUGCAAUUUAAUCCGGAAACAAAAGUAUCAAAUUGGAAUGACAUCAUCGCAGAAGAAUUGUACGAUCAUAAAAUUAAUAAUGCUGAGAAUAAAAAUUUAGUAGACUUUCCGAGGUAUCUGAAAAUAAAAACGAAAUUGAAAGUUUUACUAAAACGCGGCUGGAGAUAUGUUUUGCCUAAAAAAUGAACUUUUAAUUUCUGGAGUUUAUAGCUGUUAAAUGUGUAUGUCGUAAAAGGUAAAUUUUUAUUAUACACAUACUAUUUUAUUCUAUUAAUGACAGUAUUAUAUUAAGAAAGAUUAUACUAACAUUAUAUUACAUUAAU
Nomia melanderi (Alkali bee) is the source of this 1828-nucleotide messenger RNA. It is a transcript of the gene Ids, whose product is annotated as iduronate 2-sulfatase. Gene Ontology annotation, cellular component: cytoplasm. NCBI's taxonomy places the organism in Eukaryota, Metazoa, Arthropoda, Insecta, Hymenoptera, Halictidae. Gene Ontology annotation, molecular function: iduronate-2-sulfatase activity. The record is from RefSeq and is a predicted model, not a curated record.